AAUAAAAAUAAACGUGCAGCUUCAUUCAGGCACCGGGCACAGAGCCGAGGGGGGAGGAGGAGGGAGGAGGGGACAGAGGGUAUGCACCAGAUCUGACGUCAGAACCGUGUUACAAAGAAAAGCCGCGCGGCUUAAUAUUAAGUACCAUGUUCGUCCUUUUAAAAAGAGAGAUCGAGCUCCGGCGGCAUCGCGUCUGCGCGCACACGGCGGAACACCUGAAGGGGAACAGAGCACGCGGCACACCUGAUACACCUCCCUCAUAUCUGCACCAUGCCGGGAGCAGUCCACGGGGCAGAGCAGAAACUAUGAGGGGAGCAGAUGAGACCCACCACACAGCGUCGCGCGUAAUGAAGGGCGGUUUGGAAUAAUUCGCUCGUGUAGACGCACAGAGAGAAAAUGGGCAUGGCGAGUGAGGAUCUGCUUGUCACACUCCAGAUACUACCUGGUUUCUUUUCGAACUGUCUAUUUCUCGCCCUGUACGACUCCGUGGUUCUUGUGAAGCGCGUCGUGUCGCUGCUGAGCUGCUCCAGGUCUGCCGGAUCCGGAGAGUGGCGCCGCAUGCUGACCUCAGCGGGGCUGCGCUCCAUCUGGAACAGUUUCCUUCUGGACGCCUACAAACAGGUAAAACUUGGCCGCGAGGCACCAAACUCCAAACUGGUGAAGGUGCCUGAUGGCCUUCCCUGGACCAGCAAUAUCAGUAACAUGACUAAUGUGCCACCUGGUGCCAAGAUCCGAAAUGGAGAUGAGUGUCGCCUUCUGGAUUUUGAGUCAUUGGAUCGCCCUCUGGUGGUCAACUUUGGAUCAGCCACCUGACCCCCAUUCAUCAGCCACCUGCCAGCUUUCCGGCAGUUGGUGGAGGACUUCAGUGAUGUAGCUGAUUUUCUGUUGGUGUACAUUGAUGAGGCUCACCCAUCUGAUGGCUGGGUGGCCCCUCCCAUGGGCCAAUGCUCUUUUAACGUCCGGAAGCAUCAGAGCCUGGAGGAGAGGCUCGGAGCUGCACAGAAACUCAUUGAGCACUUUUCCCUGCCGCCGCAGUGCCAGCUGGUGGCCGACUGCAUGGACAACAAUGCAAAUGUCGCUUAUGGUGUGUCCAAUGAACGGGUGUGCAUAGUGCAGCAGAGAAAGAUCGCCUACCUGGGCGGUAAGGGGCCUUUUUUUUACAAUCUGAAGGAUGUGCGGCAGUGGCUGGAACAGAGCUACGGCAAGCGGUAGGAGUGAUGAAGGACAAGUGCAGAGGAGGAUACGUCCUGUUUUUCAAAAGGGAAAUGAUGCAUUAUUUGGUUUUGUGUGAACAUAAAGGGCAAAAUCAAAAUGCAUCUUCUGAUCAGUGGUGGAAAGAAACUCAGUACAUGUACUCAAGUACUGUACUGUCUGUUUUUUGGUACUUAUACUUUUGAGUAUUUCAAUUUCAUGCCACUUUAUACUCCACUAAUUCUCCAUCCAACAAAAGAUUUCCAGCUCUUCCUGGGGCAUCCCAAGGAACACCUCCAAUGGAAGGUGCCCAGGAGGCAUCCUAAUCAGAUGUGUGAACCACCUCAGCUGGCUCCUUUGGGCACAAGUGAGCAACGGCUCUACUCCGAGCUUACCCUAUCUCUAAGGCUGAGCCCGUCCUGCUGGUAUCCGCAGUCUAAUUCUUUCAGUCACUAACUACAUGGCUGCAGGUGAGGGUUGGAACAUGGAUGGACUGGAAAAAUUGAGAUGCUGCAGAUGCUGCACCAACCCGUCAGUCCAUCUCAUGCUCCAUCUCAUGCUCCGUUUUGCCAUCACUCGUGAACACGACCCCGAGAUACUUGAACUCCUUCGCUUCACUACAGUCCUGAGGGAAAUAUUGUACUCUUAACUCCACUACAUUUAUUUGCCACCUUUAGUUACAAGUUACUUUGCAGAUCCUGAUAUUCAAUUAAUAUUUUCUACUCUAUUGUUAUGGCUACAGACAAGACUUCACAUCCCUUGGUAAAGUUCAGAGGUUAGUAAAACUUUACCAGCUGCAAGAUUAAAAUGAUGAAAUGGGCCAUUUCACGUAAUGAGUACUUUUACUUUUUUGUACUUUUCAUAUAUUUUGAUGCUAAUAUUUUUGUACUUUUACUGCAAGUCAAAUUUUUAAUGCAUUAAUUUUAACUUCUUAACUUCUAACAGAGUAUUUCUACACUGUGGUAUGUAUUGUUUAAGUAAAAAAGGUCCGAUCACCACAACUGGUUAUGAUGACAUUGUGCCAAAAAAGGUGUAAUGAAUUAAGUUCCUAAACUAUGUGCUACUUAAAGUGAGGUACACACAUAAAGACUCUGAUAGUCCACAUUUGCUGGCAUAAAGUUGAAAGUGUCUGUGCUCCGUCCUCUUUUGUUGCUAAAAUGUUUCAGGCAAUUUCACAAAAAUAAGAAGAAUAUAAAGAAUAUAAAAUAAAUAUUUUUUUAUUAAGUAUGUACUAUACACUAUGUCAACAACCUAAUAUGAUCUCUAUCUACUCUCCUAUCUUUACGAGAAAAGAAAAUACUGACCAUUGUUCCCUCAGAAGUUUCCAUGUUUACAAUAUUGAAUUAAAGUAGAUUUAAUGUGGCUUUCUGACACUCAUGAACAGAAAAAAAAGCUUUAAUGUCAAAAUGAAAAUCGAUAUUUACCCUGCAGUUUUGAUAGACUAUGCUUGGUAAUGUUUUGCACAUCUGGACACUGUAAUUCUUCUCUGUUCCUCUUCAUAAAACUGCUCAAGUUCUUGUCAGGCAUCGUGGAGAUUAGGAGUGAACAGUUUUUUAUUUUUAAGUCUGGCCACAAAUUCCUGACUGGUUUGCGAUCUGUAUGUGGUGCAGCUUCAUAUGCGGGUUUAUUUCCUCCCAGGUGACAGGUUUCUUGCAGCAGGUUUUCAUCAUAGAAAUAACAUGUUUAGUUCGAUGGACAUAAUGUUUAGUUUUUGGUCUCAUUAGACCGUAGACCUUCCUCCAGCUGAAUUCAGUCUUCCACAUACCUUCUGGCAAACUGUAGCCCAGAUGUUGUGAGGUUCUCUUUACGAGUGCCUUUCUUCGUUCUCCCAUAAAGCUGUGAAAGUUUAAUCGCAGACGUGAAAUGAUCAAAGAUUACCUCACUGCUUAUUCAGUUUGUGAGGACAGUCCGUUCUAAACAGAUUUACAGCUGUACCAUACUCUUCCCAGUCGCUGUGUUUGAAUUAUGGGUGAGCUGGGCUGGAAAACAACAGAUCUGAGAAGAAGCUAAAGUUAAGUCGGUAUCAAAAGUAAUAAUCCUUAGGAUCUGUAACGCUGUGAUUGAUGAACUGAAGCUAUAAGAUCUAAUGUUAAGUGUGUGUGUGGCUCUGCCGUUAUUGCUUCACUGUCCUCUGUCAACAAGGAUGUUUUUUUGUUAUUUUUAUGUGUCAUGUUUCAUAGGCUGCUGUCACGUGUUACAUUGUAUGCCUGCCAUAGCGUAAUUUACGCAAUAGAUAGAACAA
Messenger RNA from Larimichthys crocea (large yellow croaker), 3433 nucleotides. RefSeq names its product iodothyronine deiodinase 2 (gene dio2). The transcript has 2 exons. Gene Ontology annotation, biological process: thyroid hormone metabolic process. The record is from RefSeq and is a predicted model, not a curated record. Gene Ontology annotation, molecular function: thyroxine 5'-deiodinase activity. NCBI's taxonomy places the organism in Eukaryota, Metazoa, Chordata, Actinopteri, Sciaenidae.